AUGCAACAACUAUCAAUUUCAACAAAUAAACUAAUCCCUCAUUUGAUGAGUAAAUUAGAAUAGUUGAUAUAAGAAAUUUAAAAACUCACAAAGUUAUCAAAUAGUUUAAUGGAUAAUUUAUAAGUAUAAGAGAUACAAUAUAAAAACUUAUAAUACAAAUAUCAAUAAGUUUGGAAUCAACUUAGUGAUGAACAAAAGAUCAAAUUCAAUUUAAAUUAGAUAUCUUUAAUCUAAAGUCAUAUUGAACCUACUUAAUUAUCAAAUUUAAUUAGUAACAUAGAAACUAAAGUACUUGAUUUAAAACAUUAUCGCUAAAAUUCGCAGCCAAUCAUUUUACCUGUUGUACAUUAAUGUUUGGAGUGUAAAAAGAAGGAAGAAUAGAUUUAGGAAUUAAAUGAAACAUUGGAAAAAAUAGAAAUUCAAAAGAAAAAAUCUAAAACUAGUUUUUCGACUAGAUUAAAUACAGAAUUUUCUCUCAAAGACAAUUAGAAUCAAUAUUAAUAAUUUACAACUAAGAGUAAUUAUUAAAAAAAUAAUUUUUGA
Molecule: messenger RNA, 543 nt
Organism: Paramecium tetraurelia
Lineage: Eukaryota; Ciliophora; Oligohymenophorea; Peniculida; Parameciidae
Exons: 1
Source: RefSeq, a predicted model, not a curated record